GCGGGACAACUCUAGUGACUAGACAACGCUUCUUGCUGGGGCUGCGAUCAUGUGAUAAACAUCACAGAUAUUCGUGAUAAACAUGCCGGAGCGAGUUGCCAAAGCAUUAAUUGGGUUCGGGAAAUUAUUUGCAGCGGUCACUUUGAUAUUAGUAUUAGUUGUCCUAAUCAGGACUUGGACGCUAAAGGCGCACACGGAUGAUGUCUUCCGAUGUAGCAACAUCUCGGCGGACUUCAUCCCUUUGACGGAAGUAAGACUGGAAAACUUCAGACGCUCACUUCGAUUCCAAACCGUAACGAAAGACAGACAAGUGUACGACCGUGAUCAGCUUGCCCAGCUAGUAAAGUUUAUUAUUCAAGCUUACCCAACAGUGCAUUCCUCGCCUCUGGUUGCCUAUGAAGUGAUAGCAAAUUACAGUCUUCUCUACAAGGUGCAAGGCAGCAACACCAGUUUAACUCCAUACCUGCUCGCCAGUCACCUGGAUGUCGUACCUGCACCAGACAAAGGCUGGGAUGCACCACCUUUUUCAGCUGACAUCUUGGAUGAUUUCAUCUAUGCACGAGGAACUAUUGAUGACAAACAGGGAGUUAUGGGUAUCCUUGAAGCUGUUGAAUUCCUGUUGUCAAAUGGCUUCAAACCCAGGCGGACAUUCUACAUUGCUUUUGGACAUGAUGAAGAAGGUCAUGGUGUAGAUGGGGCCUUCAACAUAGCUGAAACGUUGAAGAGCCAAGGUCUCACAAAGCUGGAGUUUGUAUCUGAUGAGGGGUUAACCAUUAUAAAUGGUCUCGUCCCUGGCUUGACAAGACCUGUAGGCCUCCUAGGAACAUCAGAGAAAGGUCAAGUACUUUUGAGGCUAAGGGUGAGAGGUCAACCAGGCCACUCUUCUAUGCCACCUAAAGAAAGUACCAUUGGUAUUCUGGCCCAGGCUGUAAGAAGGUUAGAACUUAACCCUCAGCCCAGCAUGUUCGGGAGAGGUCCUGAGCACCAUAUGUUUGAACAUCUUGCACCAAAGAUGACCCAGCCUUUAAGACUAGUCAUGUCUAAUCUCUGGCUGUUUGGACCAAUAGUUAGUUGGUACCUCUCUAAAGCUCCUACCACAAAUGCCAUAAUUAGGACUGUGACGGCAGUCACCAUGUUUAAUGCAGGAAUAAAGAACAAUGUUAUUCCUAGUGAGGCAACAGCAGUCGUCAACCAUCGGAUUCAUCCAGCCCAGACGGUGCAAGAGGUGAUAGACAUUGACCGAGCACUGAUUGAUGAUGAUCGCGUGGAAAUUGAAGUAAUGAGUUCCAUGGAGCCCCAUCCCCAGGCACCAUCAGAUGAGGACAGCUUUGGCUACCACGUCAUCAAAGACAGCAUCAGAGAGGUGUUUCCCGAGGUAGUAGUGGCUCCUGGCUUGAUGUUCGCCAACACCGACACUCGCUUUUAUCUACAAUUCACACAUAAUGUCUACCGCUUCUCUCCUACUUUUAUGCAGCCAACAGAUGUGGCCCGAGUACAUGGGCUCAAUGAACGCAUUUCAAAGAAGAACUACGAGCAAGCCAUAAAUUUUUAUGAACAUCUUAUUCUUCAUGCAGAUGCACCAGGCCUUUUACCCUAUCACAAUCAUGAUGAAGUGUAGUCAAUGUGAUUUGAAGAAAGAAAAUACAUGUGCUUUUGUAGAAAGCAAAGCAAAGGACGUUGGAACCACAUGGGCCCAACUGAAGGUCCACUGGCGAGGUGUUGUUGCAGCCCUAUGCUCAUCGAGAAAUAACAAGGACUAAACUAAACCGAUUUAGAAAGUAAUAUUUUUCAUAUUAAUUUUUACAAAUAAUAAUUUACACCUUUGUAAAGAUUUGGGUUUUUUUUUUUUAAUAAAAUAAGAUUUUUACUUAAUUAGGUGUUUAAAUGCAAGAGUGCAAGUGAAGAGUGUAUUCAAACAUAUACUGAUUUUUUAUUUCAAUGAACAAAAAACAAUAACCUAUUAUAAUGGAUAAAAAUACUUGCUGUCUACAAUAUACUUCAGAAAAAUAGUUCUUUAAUUUACCAAUAAUAGCAGUUUAAUUUUCAAUAACAGUGAUUUAGUGCAACAAAAGUUUGCUUAUAAAAUUCUCAAUGUAAUUUAAAUGUAUUGGAAACUUAACCAACAUUCUUGAUGUGAAGGACAAGUAAAAAAAAAACCAUAGAGACAUUUUGAAGAUUGUGUUUAGGAGAAGCAGAUAUCUACAAAUGCACAGCUAAAGAGCAUCAGGAUCAUUAUAUAAGGGAUUAUCAAAAUUUAUGUUUUCAGGCUGACUGAAUAGGUUAGUUUUUGCUUCAUCUUCUUCUUGGGCUUGGAGUCUGGCAAAGGACAUGCUGGUCUCGGAGCCCUGAAAGAGAGAGAUUAAUUUGAUAUUUGCUCAAGAAUAUAAUAAUGUAAUAUUUAUGCAUCAACUGUAUUUCUUAUUUUACUUGUUACAUCAAAUUCUGUUGAUUUUUUUCUUGCCAUAUAAUUUUUUAAAUAAAAGUUUAACAUUGCA
Pomacea canaliculata is the source of this 2495-nucleotide messenger RNA. RefSeq names its product N-fatty-acyl-amino acid synthase/hydrolase PM20D1-like. Gene Ontology annotation, biological process: amino acid metabolic process. Gene Ontology annotation, molecular function: hydrolase activity, acting on carbon-nitrogen (but not peptide) bonds, in linear amides. The coding region runs from base 83 to 1618 and encodes 511 amino acids. The transcript has 11 exons. Lineage: Eukaryota; Metazoa; Mollusca; Gastropoda; Architaenioglossa; Ampullariidae. The record is from RefSeq and is a predicted model, not a curated record.